CUUGCAACAGUAGUAGCAUUCACACUUAAUGGCAGACAACGACAGCGAGAAACGUUUCCAUGUCUUCUAUUUCGCCGCUCUGGCCUUUGCACGUGGAUCCUUCGGUGUAGGGCCAUAUUACACCUACCUCAUUGGGAAAUUAUUUGUCGGAUAUAUCAGAAAGGACUGCGAAAAUGUUACUUCGAAAAUGUUGUAUAUAAUCAAGGAGCUGUGCAAUGUAGUAAAGACCUAUAGACUAUUCCCCGUCUUACCCAGACAACCCUCCUCUCAAUCGCCAAAACUGUCCGCCCAACUUGGCGAAAAUGGCUGAAAUCGAAGGUAGUGCUGGAGGAAGAGCGCCGGUCAAACGAGUCUGGUACCGGACGUCUCUCUUCAAUGCCUCUGUCAUUGGAGCAGUUGGCUUCCUCGCCCCAGGUCUAUGGAAUGCAAUGAACUCGCUUGGUGCAGGUGGUGAGGAAAAGCCUUUCCUGGUCAACGCUGCCAAUGCGCUCGUCUUUGCCCUCAUGGGAUUUUUCUGCAUCCUUGGCGCACCUAUUGCAAAUCGCAUUGGUUUGAAAUGGACUCUUCUACUGGGUGCGGUCGGAUACCCCGUUUAUGCCGCUGGACUUUACACGAAUAAUCGAUUCGGAAACGUAUGGUUUGUGCUGGUAGGCUCAGUGGCAUGCGGUAUAUCCGCCGGACUCUUCUGGGCUAGCGAGGGUGCUAUUGCGAUUGGAUACCCGGAGCCUUCAAAGAGGGCCAGAUAUCUCAAUAUUUGGGUGUGGUGGCGGACCAUGGGUCCUAUUAUCGGAAAUGCCAUUGUGCUGGGCCUCAACAUCAAGGCCAAAGGCGAAGGCAGCGUGGGAUACUCAACCUAUAUCGUCUUCAUCGUGCUUCAAUGCUUGGCUGUCCCGGUUGCCUUACUCCUGACGCCUCCAGAUAAAGUGCAGCGGACAGAUGGAUCUGCCGUGAUUAUCCAAGUCGAGGAGUCAUGGAAGGAAGAGUUCAAGGCUCUCUGGCGUACCUGCAAAAACCGCAACGUCGUGCUGUUGCUUCCGAUCUUCUGGGCCGCAUACUUCAACGAAUAUUCCAGCAAUUUCGAAACAUACUAUUUCGGUGUACGAGCACGGGCUUUGAUCGCUUUCGUCGGUGAUUUUGUGACGCUACUUGCCUCACAGAUUAUCUCUCACUGGCUCGAUUGGAAGCGAGUUAGUCCAAAGAAGCGUAUCACAUAUGGCUGGUAUUAUGUUAUCUUGGUACAUGUCGCGACUUGGAUUUAUGCCUGGAUCAUUCAGGAGCAAUACACGGCCAAUCCGCCAAUGCUUGAUUACACCAGUCGAGGCUUUGUGAAAGGCGCAUUCGCGCUGUUCCUGUGGAGUUUCGCGCAACAGACUGCGCAGAACUGGCUCUACUAUGUUAUUGGCUCGACAACACAAGAUAUCGCUGAGCUCACUAGAUUGACCGGCAUCCUUCGAGGCCAGGAGAGCUUUGGUGAAGCUGUUUCCUACGGGCUCAACUCGAGGAACUGGUAUGGUGGCCGUGUGCCAAUGGCUGUAAACACAAUCUUACUAGGUUUGUGUGUAAUUCCUACGUGGAUAGUCGUUCACGAACACGUCCCAGAUGAGGAGGUAAAAGAUAAGGAAACUCUGAGGACCGAUAUUGACCCUGCUCUUGAAAGUGAAGUCGUUGUGAGCACCGAUGUGGUAGGGAAAUAUGCACUCGACCGCGCUACGGCCUCUUAUCCAGCUAAGCAAUAGUCCUACGGCUCUGUUGCUUGACGACAUGUCACAAGAGCAGAUUAUAAUGAAUACAGUGAUGUGAAUUCCACAUCUCAGG
Molecule: messenger RNA, 1815 nt
Organism: Paecilomyces variotii
Lineage: Eukaryota; Fungi; Ascomycota; Eurotiomycetes; Eurotiales; Thermoascaceae
Product: DUF895 domain membrane protein
Exons: 2
Coding region: 303-1736 (477 amino acids)
Biological process (GO): transmembrane transport
Molecular function (GO): transmembrane transporter activity
Source: RefSeq, a predicted model, not a curated record